Messenger RNA from Trichosurus vulpecula (common brushtail), 7027 nucleotides. RefSeq names its product ATP binding cassette subfamily A member 7 (gene ABCA7). The record is from RefSeq and is a predicted model, not a curated record. The transcript is spliced from 50 exons. Gene Ontology annotation, cellular component: intracellular membrane-bounded organelle; membrane. Bases 72 to 6737 code for a protein of 2221 amino acids. NCBI's taxonomy places the organism in Eukaryota, Metazoa, Chordata, Mammalia, Diprotodontia, Phalangeridae. Gene Ontology annotation, molecular function: ABC-type transporter activity; lipid carrier activity; ATP hydrolysis activity. Gene Ontology annotation, biological process: lipid transport; transmembrane transport.
GCGGGGUCCGGGCGGGGGGCGCCCUUAAAGGAGCCCCGCCACUCUACCUGACUCGGGGAGCAGCGUCUACCAUGGCAUUUUGGACCCAGCUGAUGUUGCUGCUUUGGAAGAAUUUUACAUAUCGCAGGAGAAAGCCGGUACAGCUGGUCAUCGAGCUGCUCUGGCCCCUGUUCCUUUUUUUAAUUCUGGUUGCGGUCCGGCAGUCCCACCCGCCCUUUGAGCACCAUGAAUGCCACUUCCCCAAUAAGCCGCUGCCUUCGGCAGGCAUGCUCCCCUGGUUCCAAGGCCUCCUGUGCAACAUGAACAACCCCUGCUACCGGUACGCCACUCCUGGGGAGACCCCCGGCGUCCUGGACAACUUCAACGAGUCCUUGAUCUCUAGGCUCCUGGCUGAUGCCCGGCUGGUGCUGAGCAGCCCCAAUACACAGAGGACUCUUAGAAGCUUCAGGAAACUGAUGCCUUCCCUGCAACCGCUCCAGGGGUCUGCCCUGCCGCUCCGAAACUACCUGCUGCCGGGAGAGACAUUCUCAAAGUUCCUGCAAGAGAACACAUCUCUGCCUCAGUCUCUGGCUGAGGAACUUCUGGACACCCCGCUUAGUUUGCAAGGGCGGCCCCCAACUUUGCCUUUGCCGGACCUGGUCUGCAACGCCUCCUUGCUUAGCACCUGGCUCAGCGCCUCUGAGGCCCUGCAGCAAGGUCUGUGUGCCCUCCCUCCAGCGGAACUCCGAGCCCUCGGAGCCAGCUUCCUGUCCCAGGCAGACCCGGAUCGGCUGUUCGCUGCACUGAAGGCCAAUCAUAGACAGCUGACCCCCCAGGCCGUGGCUGCCUUCAUGGAGGCAUGGGAGGCCACGAGUAGGGAGCUCUCUAUGCUGCACAGCUUAGCAGAGCUUCGGGCAGAGCUGCGGAGGGCCCCGGGUCCAGGCAGCCCCGUGGAAGGAGUGUCUCGAGUCCUGUGCGGAAAGUCCAGGGACCAAGGAGUUGAAAUCCCCUCCCUCAACUGGUAUGAAGAUGAUGACCUCAAGAUGAUGCUAGGGCAGGGCCGAGGAAGACUGUCCUCUCCCACGGACAACAGCACCAGUCCCUUCUGCCAGAAACUAAUCGAGUCCAUGGAGGCACAUCCUAUAUCUCGGCUCCUUUGGUGGCGGCUCAAGCCCCUUGUUCUUGGCAAGAUCCUGUAUACACCCAACACAGCGAUCACCCGGAGAAUCAUGGCCGAGGUGAAUCAGACAUUCUAUCAGCUGUCCCUGCUGAAGGAGCUGCACAGCCUCUGGACAGAGCUCAGCCCCCAGAUCUCCAGCUUCAUGAACAACAGCGAGGAAGUGGCGCUCCUGAAGAGGCUGCUCCAGAUGCCCUCCUGGGAAGACAGGCUGAGGCAGCCCGGGAACAGGACGUCGGCCCUCCGCACCUUCCUGGGCUUUGAUGGGAGUGGCUACAGUUGGAAAGAGGCCCACGAAGACGUAACUCUGAUAGUGGACAGCGUGGGGAGAGUGCUGGAGUGUGUCUCUCUGGACAAGCUGGAGCCAGUGAUGACAGAGGACAGUCUCAUGGCUCGGGCCACGGAGCUGCUGGAGCAGCGGCGCUUCUGGGCCGGCAUCGUCUUCCUGGGGCUUCAGGAUGGGGGAGCUCCCAGUCACAUCCGCGUCAAGAUCCGAAUGGAUAUCGAUGAUGUCACUAGGACUAAUAAGAUCAAAGACAGGUUCUGGGACCCAGGCCCAGCAGCGGAUCCCGUCAUGGACAUGCGCUAUAUAUGGGGUGGCUUUGUCUACCUUCAGGACCUCCUGGAGGGGGCAGUCGUGCGGGUGCUGAACAGCUCUGCCCGCCCUGCCAGCAUCUACCUGCAGCAGAUGCCCUACCCCUGCUAUGUGGACGAUGUAUUCCUGCGCGUGCUGAACCGGUCACUGCCGCUGUUCCUGACCCUCGCCUGGAUCUAUUCCGUGGCACUGACGGUGAAGGGCGUCGUUCAGGAAAAGGAAGCCCGCCUGCGUGACACCAUGCUGGCGAUGGGCCUGGACCGCAGUGUCCUGUGGGGCAGCUGGUUUAUCAGUAGCCUCUUGCCGUUCUUGGUCAGCAGCAGCCUUCUUGUUUUUAUCCUCAAGCAGGGGGACAUUCUCCCCUAUAGCGACCCCUUCCUCGUCUUUCUCUUCCUGGCUGCCUUUGCUGUUGCCACCGUCUGCCAGAGCUUCCUGUUCAGCGCCGCCUUCUCCCAUGCUAAUGUGGCGGCUGCCUGUGGAGGCCUCCUUUACUUCACCCUCUACCUGCCCUAUGUACUUUGUGUGGCCUGGAGGGACCGACUGCCACCAGCCCUGCGCCUGGUUGCGAGCCUGUUGUCUCCCGUGGCUUUUGGCUUUGGCUGCGAGUACUUCUCCCUGUAUGAGGAGCAGGGUGUGGGCAUUCAGUGGCACAACAUGGGCCGGAGCCCUGUGGCUGAUGAUGGCUACAACCUGGCACUGUCUGAGGCUCUGCUAAUCCUGGAUGCUGGACUCUAUGCUACAGCCACCUGGUAUAUUGAGGCCAUCUGCCCUGGUCAGUAUGGAAUCCCUCAGCCCUGGAAUUUUCCCUUCCGGAAAAGCUACUGGUGUGGAGAGCUGGCAUCAGUCAGCCUGGACCCAACCCCUUCCAAGGAUGACACCCAGGUGCUGGUGGAAGACCCCCCUCCUGGGCUCCGGGUGGGUGUGUCUCUUCGAGGCCUGGUGAAGUACUACCCUGGCAGUGUCCGCCCCGCCCUUCAGGGGCUCAGCCUGGACUUCUACGAGGGCCACAUCACUGCCUUCUUGGGCCACAAUGGGGCUGGCAAGACCACGACCCUUUCCAUCCUGAGUGGCCUGUUUCCUCCCACCCGGGGAUCUGCCUUCAUUCUCGGUCAAGACAUCAGCUCCAACAGAGCAGCUGUGCACCGAAACCUGGGCCUCUGCCCCCAGCACAAUGUGCUCUUUGACAUUCUGACUGUGGAAGAACAUAUCUGGUUCUAUGGGCGUCUCAAGGGACUGAGCCAGGCAGCGGUGGGCCAGGAGCUGCCUCGCCUCCUACAGGAUGUGGGGCUCCCACACAAGCGGCAGGAACAGACUCGUCACCUCUCUGGCGGGAUGCAGAGGAAGCUGUCCGUAGCCAUUGCCCUUGUGGGUGGCUCCCGAGUGGUCAUCUUGGAUGAACCUACAGCUGGUGUGGACCCAUUCUCCCGCCGAAGCAUCUGGGAGCUGCUGCUCAAAUAUCGGCAAGGUCGCACAGUGAUCCUGUCCACUCACUAUAUGGAUGAGGCAGAGCUACUGGGAGACCGUGUGGCAGUGAUUGCGGGGGGUCAGCUGCGCUGCUGCGGGUCACCCCUCUUCCUCAAGAGCCGUCUGGGCACUGGCUACUAUCUGACCCUCAUGAAGCACCGGCCAACUGUGCUCAAAGCUGGGAAGGACCAGCACCAUGGCAGACUGGAGAAGACCUGGAUCAAAGGCCCAGAAAGCAAAGAACGUAGCCUGACUAAUGUCACUGAUGUGGCGCAGCUGCUUACACUCGUACAGAGCCUUGUCCCUGGAGCCCAGCUGGUGGAAGAGCUGGGCCAUGAGGUGGUGCUGACCCUGCCGUACUCUGGGGCCCAUAAUGGGGCCUUUGGGGAGCUCUUUCAGGAGCUGGACAGGCACCUCGAGGAGCUUGGCAUCUCCGGCUAUGGGAUCUCGGACACCACCCUGGAGGAGAUCUUCUUGAAGGUGGCCGAGGACAGUGGAGUCGAUACAGACCCAGAAGAUGGUGCGGACCAGCCCCUUCAGCUGGGGGUGCCUGCCCCGGCCUCUGCGCACUGCCAGAGCAUGAGCAGCGAGGAGCAUGCAGAGGCAAAUGGGGAAGUGGCAGGGGUCAAUUCUGCAGAGUUGCAGGCUCUGCACGGAGAGCUGGGCACCUCUGGGCGCGUGCAGGGCUGGGCCCUCACCCGGCAGCAGCUCCGGGCCCUGUUCACCAAGAGGUUCCUUCAUGCCCGCCGCAGCCGCCGGGGCCUUUUUGCACAGAUUGUGCUCCCUGCCUUCUUUGUGGGCCUGGCUCUCUUCUUCAGCCUUAUCGUGCCCCCGUUUGGCCACUAUCCGCCUCUGGAGCUCCAGCCAGCCAUGUAUGGGUCCCAGGUCUCUUUUUUCAGUGAGGAUGACCCUGGAAACCUCAAAUAUGCCCAGCUGUUGAAUGCCCUCCUGUCUGAACCCAGCUUCCAAGGCUCUUGUGGGAAGAAGAGCUCAGGCCCGGGGCAAGACUGUGCCUGGCCUACCAACCACAGCUUCUGGGUGCCCCCGGUAUCCGAGGCUGUGGCUAGAGUCUUUGCUACGGGCAACUGGACCCUGCAGUUCCCUUCCCCUGCCUGCCAAUGCAGCAGCCCCGGAGCCCGGAAGAUGCUCCCAGACUGCCCAGAGGCUGCAGGGGGCCUCCCACCUCCCCAGAUGCAGAUGGGCCCGGGAGAUGUUGUACAGAAUCUGACGGGAAGAAAUAUCUCAGACUAUCUGGUUAAAACCUAUCCUCGGGUCAUCAGUCGGGGGCUGAGGACCAAGAAGUAUGUCAAUGAGAUUAGGUAUGGGGGCUUCUCCCUGGGGGGCAGCCCCAGCUUGGGCCUAGGCUCUGGACCAGAGAUCCUCAGCACCAUCCAGGAGUUCCAAGGCUUAUUCUACGGCUCCCGGAACAAUGUGGUGCAUCAUCUGCUACAAAAUCUCAGUGCCUGGGCUGAGGGCCUGGACACACAGAGCAAUGUGAAGGUCUGGUUCAACAACAAAGGAUGGCACGCCAUGGUGGCCUUUAUCAACACACUGAACAACGGGCUUCUGCGUGCUCACCUGCCCCCGGGGGCUGACCCCCGUACCUACAGCAUCACCACUCUGAACCACCCCCUCAGCCUCACCAAGGAGCAACUCUCGGAAGCCACCCUGAUGGCCUCUUCGGUGGAUGUGCUGGUGUCCAUCUGUGUGCUCUUUGCCAUGUCCUUCGUCCCAGCCAGCUUUGUGCUCUUCCUCAUUGAGGACCGAGUCAGUCGAGCCAAGCACCUGCAGUUCUUAGGGGGCCUGCCUCCAACCCUCUACUGGCUGGGCAAUUUUGCAUGGGACAUGUGUAACUACCUGGUACCAGCAGGACUGGUGGUGCUCAUCUUCCUGGGUUUCCAGCAGCGGGCAUAUGUGGCCCCAUCGAAUCUGCCUGCCCUCCUACUGCUACUGCUGCUGUAUGGCUGGUCCAUCACCCCACUCAUGUACCCAGCCUCCUUCCUGUUCUCUGUGCCCAGCACAGCCUAUGUGGUCCUGACCUGUCUCAACCUCUUCAUUGGCAUCAAUGGCAGUGUGGCCACUUUUGUCCUGGAGCUCUUUUCCAACCAGAAACUGAAGGAUGUGAGCUGGAUUCUGAAGAGAGUUUUCCUCAUUUUCCCGCAUUUCUGCCUAGGCCGAGGGCUCAUAGACAUGGUUCGGAACCAAGCUGUGGCUGAUGCCUUCCUGCGCCUGGGAGAUGAGCAGUUCCAGUCCCCGCUGAGCUGGGAGCUUGUCGGCAAGAACCUCUUUGCUAUGGGGCUGCAGGGGCCUGUCUUCCUUCUCCUAACCCUCCUCCUGCAGCACCGAGCCCAUCUCCUACCUAGAUGGUUUCGGGAGCCUCAGCUCCUGCAGAGAGAGGAGGACCAGGAAGAAGAUGAGGACGUGGGCCGGGAACGGGAGCGGGUUCAGCAGGGGGCCACCCAGGGAGAUGUCUUGGUGCUGAAGGACCUGACCAAGAUAUACCCGGGCCAGAAGAAGCCAGCUGUGGACCACGUGUGUGUGGGGAUCCCCCCAGGGGAGUGUUUUGGGCUCCUGGGGGUAAAUGGGGCAGGGAAGACUUCCACAUUCCGCAUGGUGACAGGGGACACCCCAGUGAGUGGGGGUGAGGCCAUCCUUAUGGGCUGCAGCAUCCUCAGUGACCUGCAGGCAGCCCAGAGCCACAUGGGCUAUUGCCCCCAGUUUGAUGCCAUCACGGAACUGCUGACUGGCCGGGAGCACCUGGAAUUUUUCUCUCGACUCCGGGGAGUGCCUGAGGGAGAGGUUGCCCAGGUGGCCCAGUUGGGCCUGGCCAGGCUGGGGCUGCUACAGUACGCAGACCAGCCCUCGGGUGGCUACAGUGGCGGGAACAAAAGGAAACUGUCCACAGCCAUCGCCCUGGUGGGAGGACCCCCGGUCAUCUUCCUGGAUGAGCCCACCACCGGAAUGGACCCCCGGGCCCGUCGCUUCCUCUGGAACAGCGUCCUGGGUGUUGUCAAAGAGGGACGCUCGGUGGUGCUAACCUCACACAGCAUGGAAGAGUGUGAGGCUCUCUGUACCCGCUUGGCCAUCAUGGUGAAUGGGCGUUUCCGGUGCCUGGGCAGUGCCCAGCAUCUUAAGAACAGGUUCGGAGAGGGCUACACAGUGUCCCUGCGAGUGCCCACCUCGCACCCAGGGCCUGCUCAGGAUUUCAUGGAGACCUCUUUCCCCGGAGCCCUGCUCAAGGAGCACCAUGGCUGCCUGCUACGAUACCAACUGCCCACUGGGCACUGCCCGCUGGCCCGCCUCUUCAGUGAACUAGCCACCCACAGCCCCCGCCUGGGCAUCGAGGACUUCUCUGUAACCCAGACCACACUUGACCAGGUGUUUGUCUAUUUCGCAAAGGACCAAGGUGAGGAGGACAGCCCUGGGAAGCCGGCCUCUCCCUGCCCUGGGUCCAGUUCGCAAAUUCCCCACAGGGUCAGCCGUUUUCUGGAGGAUACCAGUGUGGGCGAAAGCUUGGUCUGACCCAACAGGUGGAUGGACAGACAGGGGGACUGCCCAGACGGGAGCCUGCCCCCUGGAAUGGGAGGAGAGAGCUUUGUGAUGUCCAUGGGGCAGCUCCCACCACUUGUCCCCUGUCUCUGCCCCUACCGGCCCCCAUGGGGCCCCCUUGUCCAGCCUAGCAGGAAGCUAGGCAGCUAAUGAAAGGGAAGGGCCUCCCCACAAAGGGGGGCUCCUGCUGUGGCUCUCCAUUCUAGGAACUCAGGGCUCCAUGGUCCUCUCCUCUGCACUCCCCUUUCUCCCAAAUAAAAAAA